ACUCGCUCCUCUGUCUGUGAUCUGGUCUGAGGUGGAGGGGGCUCAGAGGAGGAGAGAGCAGAGCAUUGGAGAAACCAGCUGAUCAGAGCUGAGGUAUUCUGCCACGGAGGGGAGAGUCAGCCCGACUGGAAAAAGCAGAAGGGAGGACGGAGAAAACUGCUCCACUCACCAAGGAACAGAGUGUUCAGUAAGAAGGAGAUGCCUCCUUCCUCCCCUGUGAAGCUGAGAGCUGAUGGAAGGAGGUGAGGUGCUGGCAGGGUGGAAAUCUGAGCUAGAGUCUCGCAGGAAAGCGCCAGUCCUCGGCUUCUGGUGAGUCAACAGAAGGUUGAAGAUCUCAAGGAGCGAUGUCUUGGCUGUCACCAGUGUCAUGGGCCAAAUGGACGUGGACGGCGGUGCGAGGAGCAGAAGGAGAGGAGGAUGAAGAGGAGCAGGAGGCCAGCGAGGAAAGGGAGCAAUAUGGAAAGAGAGAAGAGGAAGAUAGAUCUCAAAGCUGCAGUUCGGACUCAGAGGGUCAUUUUGACACUCCCGAGGCAGUAACUCCCGUCCGCGCCCCUCCGACUGUCCCCGGAGAGCUGGAGAAUAACAACACCGAUGCAGACAAAACAGUGUUGGAGCUGGAGGAGAACCUGAUUGUGACCGUGCCUGUCAGGGAUCCGGAUAUUUCCCUGAGCAGCACCAUGGGUCAGGAUGAACCUGUAGACCCCACGGAUAAUCCAAUUGAAAUUAAAGUUCAGAAUCUGGUUGAAGACCAGACAGAGGAGGCUCAAGAAGAUUUGGACGUUUUGCCCGUUUCUGAUUUGUCCUUACGGAAGGAGGUGGCUCAGUGCACAGGUUCCCUCUCUGAGCCGUCCGUAGACACAAACCACAUCCAUACUGCAGAUCCAAGCACAGAGCUGGCUCCAGCUCCAGGUCCAGUCUCUGUUCCAGAGCCAAGUGUAAUACCAAGCAGUGAACCAGCCACCUCAUCUGCCUCAGAGCUCCCAGAGGAGAAGCGUUUGGUUGAUCCAGAGGAACAGCAGGGUGCCCUCCCCAGCCUUGACAGUCCUACACUAAAGACUAAAACUAUUAAGGCCAAGCCUUCAUCUCUGAAAAUUAAAGACAAAGUGAACCAUCUUCCUCAAACGGAUGAGGAGCAAGAGCUUCCUGUUCUCAAGGCUACUUACAACUUUGACCCUGACCAGCUGAACGAUAGCUUUAACCCCUUCACCUGCGGUGGAUCCAAAAUACAGAACUCUCCCCCACCAUGUGGUCUGAGCUCCCUCCCCAGGCUUGAGCCAAUUGGCAGCUCAUUACCCGCCUCUGAGGAUGACUCAACAGCACAAGCAGAUUCUGAAUCAGUAGAGUCAACUUCAGAGUCAAAGCCUGUGGUGCUGGAGUUUGGUCUGGAGGACGGCGUUGUCAAAAAGCCACCUCCUAAGAAGUUAGGAGGGAAAAGGACGAGCAGCAAACUUGUGGCAAAGAAGCAGAAGGCAAAAGAAUCAGAGACUUCCUUCAAACCUGAACCAGAACCACCAUCAGAACCACACCCUGAGCCAAAUUUCCCUCCCCAGUCUGCAUCAGAUCCUGUUUCAGAACCAGUACCAACAGACUCCUCUGCUCCUCUGAACCUGGAUGAUGUACCCAUCCCUAAAGCUGGAACGUACAACUUUGAACCCAGCAGGUGGGAUGAUCCAAACUUCAAUCCAUUUGGCAGCAACAACACGAUGAGCAGCUCUCCUGUGCUCCCUAAGGGCUCGUACAGCUUCGACCCAGAACAUUUUGAUGACUCCGUAGACCCUUUUAAAUCAUCAAAGUCCCUGAGCAACGAGGACUCAUCCUGCAGCGUAUCUCAACCUGAGACUAAAUUAAAAAAUGAAGGCAAACCGAAAGCAAGACAGACCCCCGGAGAGAAGAAAACAAAGCAGAUGCUGAAAAAAAACAAAGAGAAGACAACCACGAACUCCUGUAAAGUACAGAAAUAUGAUGAAAGCGAGUCCUUGGUGCUUGAUGUGUGCAAUCAGGGCGAGGAUGAAGUGGUGGCCCAGACCCCGGAGAUCACUCAGCGAGUUCAUCACGCCACUGACGAGGAGAAGCUGGCCUCCACUGGCAUGAAUGGUCAGACAACAGACAGCCAGGAGGGGAGAGAGGAGCUCAAAUGUGAGAUGAAACCAGUGAAAAAACAACCAUCCAAUGAAAUACCUGUUGUAGACAGUCCUGAGAUCAUUGCAGAUCACCUGGAGGAGAAGGAAACCUUGAAAGCUGAGACACGGGAGAGUUUUGUGCACCAAGCAGUGAAACUGAGCAGCUGUGAGACUCCUGAGUCAGCAGCUUUGUCUCAGGAGGACGUUCCUCUGAGUGAGAUGGACAAGGCCGCAGUGCUCACCUUGAUCAGAGAGGAGAUUAUCGCUAAAGAGAUUGAGGUUAAUGAGUGGAAGAGAAAAUUUGAGGAGAGCAGAGUGGAGGUUAUGGAAAUGAGGAAGAUUGUUGCAGAAUAUGAGAAAACAGUGGCACAGAUGAUUGAGGAUACGCAGCAGCAGAAGAGUCUUUCCUGCAGUAAGUCUGUCAUGCAGCUGACUCUAGAGAGGGAUCAGGCCGUAGCUGAUCUCAACUCAGUGGAGCGCUCCUUCGCUGAUCUCUUCAGGAGGUAUGAGAACAUGAAGGGAGUCUUGGAGGGCUUCAAGAAGAAUGAGGAGGUGCUGAAGAAGUGUGCCCAGGACUACUUGAUGCGCAUCAAGCAGGAGGAGCAACGAUAUCAAACGCUAAAAAUUCACGCUGAGGAGAAACUGGACAAAGCUAAUGAGGAGAUAGCUCAGGUUCGUGCCAAGGCCAACGCUGAGAGUGUCGCUCUGAAUGCAAGCCUGAGGAAGGAGCAAAUGAAGGUGGAGUCGUUGGAAAGAGCUGUUCUUCAGAAGAAUCAAGAAAUCGAAGAGCUCACUAAGAUCUGCGACGAACUGAUCGCCAAACUGGGACCAGAAUAAAUCAACUUCGUGGCACUUUGAUGGUUCCUUCAGCUCGAGUCAUGGACUUUUCUUACAGCAAGAAUAUAUAUAAACUCUGUACACGUUGACCAGUUAUAUUUUAAGUUUAUACAUGAUUUUACAGAAACACAUUAUGGUUUCACAUCCUGUUUUUUUCCUUUUGCUUUUCAAAUUGAAGUUUGCUUCCAGGACAAUAUUUUUUCAUGGGAGUGACAACAUUAAGCUGUUUUCAUGAAGUUAUCAUGAAGCUGUGCAUCACUUUUGAUGGUUUUUAAACGAGAGCAUUUGAACUAAUAGUUUGUUGUUUUCCAUUGACUUUUCAUCUUGUAAUUCAGCAUCUCUGCAGGGAUCAAAGUAAAGACGAUGUAGGUUAGAAGAGAGCACAGAGUUUUCACCACAGCACAUUUACAUUGUAAUCUGUGUGAACACAAUCAAAUAUCUAUUCUGAGUGCCUAAAAUGAUAUAACUUGUUUUCUGGUUAUUCAUAUUUUUCUGCCUUUUAUUUUGUAAUUGGUUCGCAU
Molecule: messenger RNA, 3478 nt
Organism: Nematolebias whitei (Rio pearlfish)
Lineage: Eukaryota; Metazoa; Chordata; Actinopteri; Cyprinodontiformes; Rivulidae
Gene: tacc1
Product: transforming, acidic coiled-coil containing protein 1
Exons: 13
Coding region: 345-2957 (870 amino acids)
Biological process (GO): cerebral cortex development; cell population proliferation; mitotic spindle organization
Cellular component (GO): cytoplasm
Source: RefSeq, a predicted model, not a curated record